GUCCCACCUAACGCUAGCCCCUGAAGACGAGCUGAGGCUAGGUAGAUGCUGCUGCUUCAUCACCAGUAUCGACAAUAAUAUUUGCUUGUCGGUUUGGUCUGCUGUUUUUUUUCCUUCUCUCUUUUAGCCCUUCCCUCCUCCUGCCUUCUCUCUGUGACCAUCCUUCCGUUUUGCGGUGUUUCGCCUUUUGUUUUCUACCCGUCUCCUCGUCACUUUCCUUCUUGCCACUCCAGCCGUUGGCUACUACCUGCUUUCAUUUUUCGUUUUAUAAUUUUUCCCACCCCAGGGGUCCAUCCUCCACUUCCACGCAUCUCGCCCUCUCGUUCGAUCGUGUACCCCUUCGCAUGUUUCCAUUGGACCCUUUCGAGCGACACCCGGCCCGUCCAAUUCGGUACGCUCGCACGUCUGGACCCAACGUUUCUUUCUCCACCCGAGUGCAACAGGACCGAGUUUCGUUUUCUCUUGUGAACGCGGGUCCCCAGCCAAUUUGAUUCCAUCGGCUGGCUUCGAGGUCUCAAACGGACGUCUCCAACACCGACUCUGCGCAUAACCACACACAAACACAAGGCUGCUUCUCAAGCACGCCCCGGAGCAGACACCGUGCUGCUGUCUCCUCGACGAACGCGUGUGCCCUCACCGCCGGCCUGCCCUCGCAUAGACCGCUCAGAGACACCAUGCCCAGUAUAUUCUCCCGCCUCAAGGGCAAGGAUGGCCCCACGAAGUUCAAGAACAAGAAGGGCGGCGGCCUCGACCACCUAAAGGAUCAGGCCCCUGCCAAGCCGCGGUGGGAAGAUGCCUUCACGAGGCCAACCGUCGAGCCGGAGGAGAUCGAGGAGUUGGUCCGGCGCUGCACUGUCGAGCUCAAGGCUAGAGGUCUUGACCUCCCCUUUCUUCUUCUCCCCUUCCGCCCGACGUCUGAUCCCAGCGGCGUGCGGACCUUUAUCCGCCAUUUCUUCGACCCCAGCUCCAACCUGCGGGGUGAGAUGCUAACCCAGGAGUUGCGCAUGAUCAAGCCAAUGGUCAUAUCCGGGGUUAUCAAGUGGUGCUGGGCUAGAUUGCAGGGCGGUUUGGUCGGCUGGGACGCCUACGAGUUGUUCAAGGUCGGAGAGCAAGGUCGGUGAAAGCGUUCACCCCCAAAUUAUCUGCGUGCGCCCGAGUGGUGGCUUUUGUGGCGCCUGCCGCUGACCGUUUUGCCCCUUCAGAUUCCGGCAUGGCCCGGGACUCGUUCAAGACCUUCAUUCCACUGAGCAUCGAUAACGACGCGCGCACCUCGAUUGUAUUCGAUUUCUUCGAUCUCCUUUCAGCCGUCGCCGCCCACGGAAGGGCCAAUGGCUUCGGCGGCCGCAAGCUGUCGCGCAUGGCCUCGUGGUGGGCCUUUGAGCACAAGGAUACCGGCAACGGCUUCGAUGGCAGUUACAAGGCGUGGCUCAAGGCCGCCGACGCUACCAGUCACCUCUUUUUUGCCUAUCUCAGAACUUUGAGCCCCCAGCGUGUCCGCGCUGGCAUCUCUGCGCUGCCCACUUCGCUGCAGACGCUCGUCCAGGAGACCGAAUACCCACCUGAGCGGCCAUCGCUCAUGAUGUCAUCGACUUACAAAGUUGUCAUGUUCGUCGAGACGGUAUCGCCCACGCCCUUCGCCCUACUUCGCCGAGGCAACCACUUCCAAUACCGCGAAGACGACCGUAUGCUCCGCGAGUUUUCGGAAUACGACGAUCCGAUCCAGGCCCUGACGGAGGAAUGCCGCAGAGUCCUUAAGUCUGUCUCUGCGGCCAACCAGACCCAGGCCGUCUCUAGCUCCAAGCACUCGACCGGCCUACGCGACGCAUCCUGGUCCCGAUUCGAAGAUAUUGGCUUUGCCGCGACACUUGACGAGGAGGACGAGGACGAGGAUUCUGCUGCUCACAGACAUCAGGCCCCGGGACUGAGGUCUACCCCAGCCUCGGGCGCCGGCCUGGCCAGGCCUACUACCCCAUCCUGGGCAGACUUUCUCUCUGCUGGUUUUGUGGACGACGGCCCGAACAGCCCAUCGAACCUACUGCUUCCCCCGGACAAAGUGCUCCCGCCAAUUGACACGACAGUGCGCCAACGCAGCGCGCAGUCCCACAGGCCCAGGCUGGAGACGGAGCGCCACCUGGAGCCAGGAGAGUUGGCAAGCAUAUCACGCUUCGAGCUCGAUGAUUCGUUCUGGUGGGUCUGGAUGACCAGCUUGGCCCCCGAGGAGACCUCAGAGCGCAAGUCCUCGUUCGGCCGCUGCGCUGUAAUCGAGACGUCGCUGCGCAGCGGCCGUUGGCUAGUAAUGGAGGAGAUGGUCAAAGGUGCUGUAUCGGAGCCUGACGCGGGAGCGUACAUUGCCGAGAAGAAAGGCUUCUUCAGUUGGACUCGCCGCAACAAGGGAGGCCUUUCCCGGAGUAAAUCAACCGGGAAACAUGCGCUAAAUAAGGGAGAUCAUGGCGCGACAGGUAUCGGUAUCAGCAAGGCGAGCAUCGGACCAGACCAGCAGGCCAAAAUUCAAGCCGCCGCGCAGCAGCUCCAGGCCAGGCAGCUCCAGGAGAGACAGACGGCUAACAUGGGCUCGCCCACCCGUCGGGGACGCACCGACCAUGAGCUGAUGGCGGAGAAGACAAACAGCGUUAUGACGAUGCAGCCCAUGAUCAUGAGCGAGGCGUCGCCUGCCAUGAAGUGGGCGAACAAGUACGACAAGGAUGCCAUUAAGGAAGCGUACCUUGCCAACAACAACGCUGGACGCGGCAUGUCGGAGGCGAACCUCCACGCCAACGGCCACGCCGAGCAUGACAGGGAUGAGCGUCCUCCACCCCCCACCAAAUCCCCCUCGCUCAUGCCCCAGUCCCCAUCCUCGGCUAUUCCCCCGUCGCCUAUGCUGAGGGACCAGGACGAUAUGUCAACUCACGGGCGUGGAUCUCCCUUGCCGCCCCCGAAGGAGGAGCAGCCGAGCAUCGAGCUCGCACGUCACACUACCAUGUCCCCUGAGCCUGACCUCAGCCCGGACAGCAAGAAGCAUCAAAAGAAGCUUCACAAGGAGAAAGACAAGGCGGCGUCUGGCGGUCUGCGUAAGCUGUUCGGUCGCAAGAACAGGCGGUCCAAGCUGCCUGAUCACGCCGCGGCUGAUCUCAAUGGCAUGUUGGCCCAAGAUGGCCAGAAGAACAGCGUUGAAGUUCCGGUCCCACAGGAAUGGGCUGCACCAAAGUCGCCCGAGCCUCCGAUCUCACGGGCCGGGGCUGCCAUGUCGCCGGCUGAGCAGUGGGAUGAGGACCGCACCCCUCGUGCGCACACCCCCUCCACGCCCACCCGGCGCCCCGUUGCGCAGUCUACGCCUGUGCGACAGGAGCCGGAGCCUCAUCAUGAGGCAUCCGUCGACAGCACUUCCCCUGUUGACACGCACGACGUCGCCGAGGCCCGGGAGGAGUUCUCGCGGUUUGACCAAGGCCCGCUGGAUGCGCCGGCCUUUGUUCCCGAGUCGGACGAGGAGGAUGACGCGGCGCCACCGCCCAUCGCCCGGGAAACGUCUCGUGUUGCCGAGAAGCCCGUCCGCGCUCCUGUUAAUGUUCCCGUCUCUCCCGUCUCUCCUGUGCCCCCGGCUCUAGAUCGAUGGGCGCAGAUCCGCAAGAAUGCCGCCGACCGCGCCGCCCAACGCCAGAGCGAAGAGCAGAGCCAAGGUGGCUUCAGUAAGACUACCGACGGUGACGGCGACACUAGCGGGGAGGAGACUAUCGAGUCUCGUGUGGCCCGUAUCAAGGCUAGAGUCGCUGAGCUGACGGGCAACAUGGAGAACACCCCUGGUGCUCCUCCCCGUGCUCCCCAGCCCCUUCGUCGCUAAGUUCUUGGGAAACCGAGCUCCGAUGGCCAAAGUCCCAGCCCCCGACCCACCGUCCAGCCCAUCAUUCCUGGGCAACCUCGCAUUUCACCACGUUGCACAAAGCCAGAACCAUACCCGCCAUUUUCCCGUUUUAGUAUCCCAUGCCGCAAAGUUUUCCUUGCAGAUAAACCGCCUUUUUUUCCCUUGUGUUUCUCAACUUCAUGCUCUUCCGCUGUUACCGCAUUCAUAACCAGUGCGCACAGCAAGUAAGAUCUCGUCGCAUCUUCUCGUCUGACCUUUUUUUGGUGCUGCCUGCUUUUUGUCUCUUUUUCCUAUCUGGAGCGUUUACUAUUUCCUUUGUCUUUUUAUUUCAAUACCCACGCGCAAGCACGACCUGCAUAUCGUCAAAUACCCAACCACCCUAUCUCCUAAUCCGAGGAACUCGGGCCGCUCAGGUGGGAUUCUCGAACCCGAAUUGCCUGAGGGCCCUUGUGCCUACAUACCUACCUCUAUCGUCUUCUCUAAUCAUCUUGGAAAACACGCGGGUGACGGCUGGAGGGAAACCUGGCGCGGCCAAAGCCUCUUGGCCUUCCAGCAUCGUCUUGUGAUACUGGCUCGCACUUGAGCGCGCCUGGCGGAUGAAUGCGCUGGGGCUUUACGGGUCACGUUUGGGUCACAUAAAGCCGGUGAUUUUGGAGAAAAGUCAGCUACUUAGGUUAUAGCCACUUCUCCUUUUUUUUUUUCACUUCUGCGAUAUUUAGCCUGCAAACUUGCUCAAGUAAGCUCCUAUUUCGCUUCUACAAUAUCACUUCCACGUGUUGAUGCCUGUAGAUUUUGAUAUCCCUCACCGCGUCCUAGAUCGGUGACGGCGAGGACUGUUCGUGCAGCAAGUCAAGUACCAGGUCUGUUUUGUCUAGGUACUCUAGGUAGGCAAUAAGCACAAG
Gaeumannomyces tritici R3-111a-1 is the source of this 4758-nucleotide messenger RNA. RefSeq lists its product as hypothetical. The record is from RefSeq and is a predicted model, not a curated record. Lineage: Eukaryota; Fungi; Ascomycota; Sordariomycetes; Magnaporthales; Magnaporthaceae. The transcript has 4 exons. Bases 1211 to 3835 code for a protein of 874 amino acids.